AUGGCCUUUUCUACUGUUGCCGAUCCCUAUGGUGCACGAUUGACCGCCUAUGAUUUGACCAGUGAUACCGCCACCGCUCCCACCGAUACCAUGUUUGAUAUCAUGAAAGCCGCUUCGCGUGGAGAUGAUGUAUUCAACAUGGAUCAUGAUAUUCAUCAAUUGGAAGCUUAUAUGGCCAAGUUGCUCGGUCAGGAAGCCGCGUUAUUCUGUGUCAGCGGCUGCAUGACCAAUCAGCUCGGUUUACGAUGUUUGUUGACUCAACCACCUCACUCGGUGCUUUGCGACGCACGAUCCCACGUCUUUUUAUACGAAUGUGGUGGUAUCGCUUACCAUUCCCAAGCCAAUGUGGCCCCCGUGCAGCCGGCCAAUGGCAUCCAUUUAACCGUCGACGAUGUCAAAGCCGGCGUGGUUACCGACGACUUGUGUGGAGCACUGACCCGAGUGAUUUCACUGGAAAAUACAUUGAAUGGCACUGUCAUGCCAUUGGAGGCCAUGCAACAAAUCAGCGCCUUUGCACGCGAGCAAGGAUACAAGAUGCAUCUAGAUGGCGCGCGAUUGUGGAACGCUAGUCAAGCAACCGGUGUUGCCAUGCACGAAUACGGUCGUUUGUUUGAUACGGUGUCGGUAUGUUUGUCCAAGGGCGUUGGUGCUCCGAUCGGGUCCAUUUUGGCCGGAUCCCAAGCAACCAUCACCCGGGCACGUCACAUUCGCAAACUGAUGGGAGGAGGAUGGCGUCAGGCUGGUUGCUUGGCAGCUGCAGCCAAGCACUGCAUUGAUACUGUGGUUCCUACGAUGCCUGAAACUCAUCGUCUGGCCGCUGAUCUGGCUGCGCAUCUGCAGUCGCUGGGCAUGCGCCUUCUCGUACCCUGCCACACUAAUAUGGUGUUUUUUGACACAGCACCCACGGGGAUCACCAUUGAAGACCUUGCACAACCAUUGGCUCAGAAGAAUAUAAUCAUCAGUUCCACACCCGGUACCACCACACGCGUCGUGCUUCACUAUCAGAUCACGCCACAGGCAAUAGAGGAUUUCAAAACCAUCGCAACCCAGGUCGUCCAAACAAAAGGCAAACCUGUCAAUACCAUUGUCGAUCCUGCCACACCUCCCAUGAUGGCCGAUCUCAAAAGCACUUACCCAUCCGCCAACAAAACCACCACAGUUCAAUAA
Radiomyces spectabilis is the source of this 1167-nucleotide messenger RNA. Its product is annotated as pyridoxal phosphate-dependent transferase. Lineage: Eukaryota; Fungi; Mucoromycota; Mucoromycetes; Mucorales; Radiomycetaceae. Gene Ontology annotation, cellular component: cytosol. Gene Ontology annotation, biological process: L-threonine catabolic process; glycine biosynthetic process. The transcript is spliced from 3 exons. The record is from RefSeq and is a predicted model, not a curated record. Gene Ontology annotation, molecular function: L-allo-threonine aldolase activity. The coding region runs from base 1 to 1167 and encodes 388 amino acids.